AUGUCAGGCAAGGAAGAUAUGAUGUCUGAAAGUGGAGAUGAUGUUGACUCUGUUCCUGAUGACUUCAAAACAUUCAAAAAUAGAUCACUUAAACGUGACAUUGGUGGCAUUGAAAUUGAAAAUGAAAUUUUGGUUAAUCAGGUUCAGCAUUCUGAAAGAAAAAUAGAAAUUUUGCAAAACCUACUUGAAAUAGCCAAUGAUAAAUAUAAAGAUGUAUGCACAUAUAAACAAGAAAGUUAUAAAUUGAAAGAGGAACUUCAGGAGUGGGAAGACAAGUAUGAUUCUUUGUCAUCAGAAUAUGAAAAAACAGUAGAAGACUUAUAUGAUAAAAAACAAAAGUUACAAAAGCAAUCCACUAGAAAUUUGAAUAAAAAACUGAAAAGAAGAGAUAACACAAUAGAAGAAAAGGGCAAAAUAAUAGCAGAGAAAGAGAGAGAGUUGGGGGAGAAAGAAAGGGAGAUUGAAAGUGUGAGAGAAGAGAAUGAAAUGAUAGCAUGUAAGACACUUUCCAGAUUACCAAGCACUGGGGUGAAAAGUAGACUUUUAUUGGAAGCGAAAAGGGUAGCUAACCAACAGGUUGCAAAAGAAUUGCUUAGUACAGAACGCCAGGCAAAAGACCAGCUACCUGGUGGAAGAUAUUGGAAUUUAAAUGAACAAGUUUGUUCAAGGUUGUCUGCGGUACCUACCACAAAUACUGUGUCUGAGCGUGACUUUGCCCAACUUGACAUGUUAAUGAGGUCCAAACCUUCAGCUGCUGUGACAACAUUUGAAGCCAUUAUAAUGUGGUCAAACAAUAAAACAUCAGACUGGUUAAAUUCUUUGUCACCAGAAGAACAUGCACAGGUAAUAAACGAAGCUAGGGUAAGUACACCAGAAUUUCAAAAAUCAAUUAAAGAAAAGCAACAGUUAUUAUACCAGAAAAAGUUAGAAGUUUUAAAGAAAAAGCAGGAAAAAAAGGUAAAACAAGAGGAGAAACAACAUUCAAACAAAGUAAGGUUGACACAAAAAAUAACUGAAAUUGGUGGUCUGUGGACUAGUUUAGAAGACUUAGAAAAGUUCAAAACUGGCAAAGAUAAAGGUAAAUUUAAAGAAGCAAUUCUUACCCAGUUGCAAUUUAGAAGAGUAGUUUUAAACAGCAAAGGCCAAAAAAAUCUCUUUCAGCAACAACACAAAGGGCAGCAAUACACAUUAGAACAACAAGAAGACAACCUUAAACAGGUAAUCAUUCUAAAUUUGGAUGAAGAAGCUGUAAGAAAUUUAAACACAAAUGUAGAGACCCCAGAAUCUGGCGUAGUGGAAUGGUAUCAGGAAAUGACCAGUAAAAAGGGCAGACCGGAAAAACUUAAAAACUGCUGUGAAGAAAACAUGACACAUGCGUUUAACGCUGUUAAAGCAGGGACGAUGAGUAUUUCAGCAGCGUCCAGGGCAUAUAAUGUCCCAAGAAUGACUCUUUCAGAUAGGGUAAAUGGAAAAGUACAAUUAGAAGCUAAAAUGGGAGUCAAACCUGCAUUAACGAGGAAGAAACUUCGUUAUUACAUUAUAUAG
Messenger RNA from Ruditapes philippinarum (Manila clam), 1545 nucleotides. RefSeq names its product golgin subfamily A member 6-like protein 22. The coding region runs from base 1 to 1545 and encodes 514 amino acids. Lineage: Eukaryota; Metazoa; Mollusca; Bivalvia; Venerida; Veneridae. The transcript is spliced from 6 exons. Gene Ontology annotation, molecular function: 3'-5'-RNA exonuclease activity; DNA binding. The record is from RefSeq and is a predicted model, not a curated record.